AUGAAGAGAAUUUUUAUCUUUGCUUCCAUUUUCUAUAAAUUACUUCUUGUCUCAAACGGUGACAAUGAUUAUUCACCAUCAACCACACCAGCUUCGGAUUGCUCUGCCAUAGUAUAUGAUGUGCUUGAGUGCAUUCCAUAUUUGAGUGCUGGGAGUGAGCAAACAAAGGUAGAUGCUUUAUGUUGUUCCUCAUUUGAAGCAGUUCUGGAAAUAAGUCGGGAAUGCAUUUGUGUAGCCCUAAAGGGUAGUCGUGAACUUGGUCUUACCUUGAAUAUUGCAAGAGCGAUUGCUUUGCCUUCUGCUUGUGGCUCAUCUGUUCUUUCCUUUACUGAUUGUGACAUUCUCGGGUCUCCCAUGACACCCCCUGUUAACCCUCCAAAUUCAUCACCAACGGCUCCAAGCCCAUCACCAUCAGAGUACACUCCAAGCCCAUCACCUCCAGAGUAUACUCCUCCAAGCUCACCAACUACUCCAAUCCCAUCAUCACCAAAAUCUACUCCUCCAAUCCCAGGCCCACCAGUGUUUACUCCUCCAAGCUCAUCACCAUCAAACCCUACUCUUCCAAGCCCAAACCCACCAAAAAAAACUCCUCCAAGCCCAUCACCACUUGAUUAUGCUCGUCCAAGUCCAAGCUCACCAAAGACUACAUUUCCAAUCCCAUCACCACCAAAGAAUGCUCCACCUCCAAUGUUGCCAAAACCACCGACUCUAGUGCCACCAAAUUCAAAUACUCCAGUUCCAGCAUGCUCAAACAACAACACUAAAGGAGGAAUGUUUGCUCGAGCUCCUCCAGUCUCAUCCCCAGUAGUACAUGCUGGAACCUAUUCUACAUCAGUUUCAUUUGUUAUUCUUAUACCAGCAUUUGGAGGAUAUAAAUCUUUUGGUUUCAUUAGAGGAUUCUUGUCACAAGGGAGAAAGAUGUCAAGUGAUUCCUCUACAAAAUCUUCAGCGGAUUCUUUUGGAAAAGCUUUGGUAGAGACUUCUGCAAAACCUUUGGCGGUUAGGACAAUGGUUUCUAAUGCCAAAUUUGAAGUAGAGAAAUUUGAUGGAAUGAAUAACUUUGGCAUGUGGCAAUGCAAAGUUAUGGAUGUCUUGGUUCAACAAGAGUUGGAUAUUACUUUGGAAGACAAACCUGAAGGAAUGUCAGACAAGGAUUGGGAAAAGAUUAAUAGAUAA
Molecule: messenger RNA, 1176 nt
Organism: Quercus robur (English oak)
Lineage: Eukaryota; Viridiplantae; Streptophyta; Magnoliopsida; Fagales; Fagaceae
Product: non-specific lipid transfer protein GPI-anchored 23-like
Exons: 5
Coding region: 1-1176 (391 amino acids)
Source: RefSeq, a predicted model, not a curated record